UCCGUCAUAGUCGCGUGCAUCUACAUGGCGGCGACGAUCGGCAUCGAGGGCGAGAGCUCCAGCAAGACGGCGAGGCCCAACGCGGUGCUGCGCACCCGCGAGGACGCCAGCUACACGUGCACGAGGAACCCAGCGAGGAUGCUGGACUACGUGGUGUGCUCGGAGUCCUUCCACCG
This is a messenger RNA of Prorocentrum cordatum, 176 nucleotides long. The record is from the annotation of a GenBank genome assembly. Lineage: Eukaryota; Dinophyceae; Prorocentrales; Prorocentraceae.